Notothenia coriiceps (black rockcod) is the source of this 2458-nucleotide messenger RNA. RefSeq names its product activating signal cointegrator 1 complex subunit 2 (gene ascc2). Gene Ontology annotation, biological process: regulation of DNA-templated transcription. The coding region runs from base 27 to 1658 and encodes 543 amino acids. The record is from RefSeq and is a predicted model, not a curated record. Gene Ontology annotation, molecular function: ubiquitin binding. The transcript is spliced from 15 exons. NCBI's taxonomy places the organism in Eukaryota, Metazoa, Chordata, Actinopteri, Perciformes, Nototheniidae.
CUGUGUUACAGAUCUUCGACACCAUCAUGGAUAAGUGUGGUCUCCAUUGUGAGGGGGCCGCAGCCAUGGAGCCGAUGAAGCUGAACGCACACAAACAGCCCACUUCCAUGACCAUGUGCCAGCAGGAUCUGGUAGAUCUUGUUCUAUACCUGUGUGACUCCACCACCACCAUCCAUGCCUUCCUGGACAUCUUCCCUGCCGCCUGCUCCAGCUUCCACUCCCACGGCUUCCUCAGCAGACUGGUCUCGUUUUAUGAGAGCGCUGUGCCCGACCUGGAGAAGGCGGUGAGGAAGAGAAACUUUGAUGCUACAGGUCUUCAGGAGGACUUGUGGAAAAGGCUGUCUCACUCCUGUCGUAAGAUAGUGGAGAUGGCCCAGCUGCUGCUGCAUCACACCUGCCUGCAGCCCAUCCUGGAGGGGGGCGAAAACAUGCAAUCAUGUGCAGAGGAGCUGCUACAACAUUUCACAUCUUUUUUACCUGAGAAAAGGUUCUUGUCAGACUUUGAUGAGCAGUUCCCCAUCGCAGACUACAUCAGCCUCCUACAACAAGCCCUCCCUGUCAUAGAUGAGACCCGGACCUCCUACCUGCUGCAGGGGGUGCAGAGCGCCUGGGACUCAGUGGGCCACCGGAGGCCACACAGCAACAGUCAGUAUCAGGGAGCAGCGGGCGGUGCUGCUGAGGCCCGAGAGCCAGAGAGAGGGGGGGAGGGCCUGAGGGGGGCCGAGGCCAUGGUGGACGCUCCCCGAAAAGAGAACAAUGUUGGAGCGGUGUGUGCGGUGAGCGAGGCGGAGCAGGAGUCUCUGCUGACCUGCAUCAGGGGACCUGCUGCCGGACCUGCGCGAGGCUUCCUGCUGGCCCUGCCUCAAGGAGUACCAAUACAACUCUGGAGCCUGGUCAUCAACAACAUCCUGAGGACGGCCUGCCCCCAGCCUGGACCAGGCUGGACCGGAGCCAUGCCCAGGCCAGUGGUGGAGCCGCUUCCAGAUGUGCUGAACGUCAGAUCCAACGUGUUCGAUGAUGACGAGUUUGACGUUUUCCGCAGAGACCAGGUGGACAUGUCCCGCAUCUGGAAAGGCAGGAGGAAAGGGGAGAGCGCCAAAGAGUUGCUGAACGACAAGCAGCACAUAGCGGAGCAGAAAGCUCGCUACCUGUCCUACGAGACGGUGGUGGACGAGGUGGUCCUGGAGCCUGGAGAGAGCCCCGAGGCGUACAGCCUGGAUGACUACGACGACGAGUACGACGACACCUACGACAUGGGCCAAGUGGGAGCCAACGACACGGACGGAGACAGUCUGCUGAGCAGGAGGCCUUUCACUGUCCCACAAAUCCUCAGAAAAGGACACAAACCAGAAUUUGAGGAGGAGGAGGAAGAGGAGGAAGAACCACUACAGAACAACGUAAACAGGGACCAGUUUGUGCAGGACCCGGCUCUGCUGAGAGAGCGGGCCGAGGCUCGAAGAGCUGACAUGCAUCAGAAGAAAGGUUUCCGGCCGGAGCCGCGUCCCAACAACGUGGUGGGCCAACCCAAAGGCCAAGGACAAAAGCAGGAGACGGUUGUGGACCGACGCAAGAAGGAGGCCAGCAAGGGCCGCGGGGCCAACCACAACCGCCGCAACAUGGCCGACCGCAAGAGGAACAAAGGCAUGAUCCCCUCCUGAGCGGCAGCACGGCCCGCUGCGAGAGAGACCAAAACACAAGAAUGAUAGACGGAAGGCGGCGGAGGUGUGAGUCAGUGAAGGGGAGGAAAAACUGGGGGCGGGGGGGUUGUUCUGUGUUACAUUUUGAGCCUUUAGUUGUCCCCUCCAUCACACCUCAGCCCCAAAGACGCUGUCUUAGCUCAAAGGAAAAGCCGCCAAAGGUUUUGAGUUGUUGGAAAGUUGUAGUAGUUUACGGACUUCCUUCGGCAGGGCGUUGUGAUCAGAUGCUGUCUGAUGCUCUGCUUUUAGGGUUGGAGCCCAAAGGACUUACAGCUCUUCGGCUCAACUGAUUUUCUUUUUAUAGCUCACUAAAAGCCAAAGUCCUGAGUGUCAGCCAGAGACUGUGGGCAAAGAAUAAGACAUAUUUUUGCCAAGUAACAAAUCAUUUAUUAUUAAGAUACAGAGUGAAAGGCUGAAGUUCCUUUGACAUAAUCAGAUAAACAGAACAUAGGAAUAAAAGGAGGAAGUGUCCAGGGUUAAGGAGAGACUCUCUUCUGUAGCUGGAGGAACAGUUACCUAGUUAGUUGACCUGCUGAAGUCUGGACAUCAGUGCUGCCCUUACUCAUCCUGUGGGAGGAGCUGGCUGCACGCACGUAAUAACAUCUACCCAGUUCACACCACUGUUGUCCAGUCUUCAAAGAAAUAUAGCGAGAGAAAACCCUGGUGUUUUGGAAGCACGUACAGGGGGAACCUCCGACAUGUGACCAUGAUGCAGAGAAUAUUUUCUAUAAAGAGAACAGAUCUAUCGGAGCAUUUUGAAA